This is a messenger RNA of Hyaloperonospora brassicae, 1371 nucleotides long. The record is from the annotation of a GenBank genome assembly. Lineage: Eukaryota; Oomycota; Peronosporomycetes; Peronosporales; Peronosporaceae.
AUGCGUCUCUAUGGUGUCGUACUCCUGCCAUGUGCGGCGUACCUGACGUGCACGACCGGAUCCGCUGGAGCCCCCACUUCCCCGCAGAGCACGAGCAACUACUUGGCCGAGGAACUGACCGAUGUCCAUCACGACACCACCAAGCGGACAUUACGGGCCGCCAACGCUUCUUCGGGCGCUGAAGAACGGGCACUCGACUUCAGCCGAUUGACGGAAGGCCUUCAGUCGCUCGGGGCAAAGCCCGCCAGCUUGGUCAAAGCAAACAAGUGGCAUUUCCAAGGAACCACCGGCGAGGAAGCGCUCGCAAAGCUGCACGGAAGCAAUCUGGCUGGAAAGCUUUCGGCACCCUCCGCUCGUGUGGAAGAAAACGUCGCAGGCCUUCAAAAGCUCUGGAAUGGAUUGAGCGAAACGGACAUGAAGGCACUCAUGAAACUGUUUUCGAUACAAAAGCAAAAGGACCCGACCGGCAGCCCAUUGAUGUUUGAUGCGCUUUCACUUUACUACGGAGAGAUGAGCGUAGCAAAGAUGCUCGUUACUGCUCGGUCCGCUGGUGGGUUUCGGGGCAAAGCUGCUGCCGAAUUGCUCAAGCAGAAAGCGUGGGACUUGGUGCAUCGCGACACAAGCCUUGAAAAGUUCUUUGUCACGUACGCUGUCAAAAGCGACAACACCUUUACCACUGAAGCGUGGAAACUGGAUCUGCUGGCCGGCUACCUCAAAGCAAACAACCAGUACCGGCAUCGAAAAGUCGAGCUGCUUGAUGCGCUAGUCACUGGCUACGGCGGAGUGGACCAGCUGGCUCCUGUUCUAAUGAAACACGGUCCCGAGAACCUCAUAGCAAGCAAGUUCUUCACGGAAAUCAUCAAAAAAUGGUACAAGCAGUCGCUGUCGGCCGAACAAGUUUUGGCGGCGCUGAAACUUCCCAGGGCCGACAAUGCCUUUGACAAGGUGUACGUGAAAAUUGUGGACGCUUUUGUCGACAAAUGGCGACAGCAAAACGCGGCAGUGAAAGACGUCGACUACGUUAAGAAACUCGUGGUUUCCCAUGCUGAUGAUGAACUUGCUGUCAUCACAGCGAAAGCACGCGCUGCAGACAGCGAUGAACAGGUGACUACAACCGUCCAGGAAGUUGAAAAACAGCUACUUGCGCGGGCGCGGGAGAAGGAAGAUGGCAAAACGAUUGACGCGAACAAGAUCGUUGAACUCGCAGGUCCAUUGAAUGGGAACCAGAUGGGGUACCUCCAGUCGAUACUUUUCCGAUACAAUAAGAUCAAGGGCUCCCAAGCGGCAGCGGUACGCAAGAAGGAACGAAAAGCACUGUCAGAGCGAGAGAGAGAAAACGCUCUGUUACUGCAGCGUUACCUUAAUUAUUAA